AUGUGGCUUCUGAAUUUGCUGCUUCCCCUGCUGCUGCUCUUCCUAUUGGAUGUGUGCGACACGCGCAGAAAGGGGAGGAUGCAAGCCACCUUUUUCCUCAACCAUUCUCUCGUCCCAUGGCAACGAAGGAGAUGCGCCUCCAGGGUAGGGAAGGCGGCCAAGGGAAGCGAUCAGGGCGGCAUCGACCAGGGCAUUCAUGAGGGCAUUCAUGAAGAGCCAAACCAAACAGACACAAAUGAGCAAAAUCUUACAAUUAACAAAUUCGAACCGCAGGAUGUCAAAAUAAACUCCAACCUGAACAUAAACAUAUUUCGCACCACCAACGAUACGACCUCUGCAUACGAUGAAGGAAUUUGCAUUUACAACCUCUUAAAAGACAUAGAGGUGAAGGAUGUAAAAAGGGUGCCGGCAUUUAAUCCCAAGCUAGCAAAUGUGCACUUGCACAAGGAAAAGGAUUAUAUAAAGCUUAGCAGAGGUGAGGAAACAGGAGCUCUGUUGGAUAAUCCCCUUAUUUACAAAAACACAAAUUACCAGCUACCCUAUAUACUAAACUACUACCCAGAUGACAUGUUCAUUUUUAAUUUUGAGGGGGUCAUUAAUAUGAAUAAGCAGGAGAAAAUCGUUGUGGCUUUUUUAACUUUUCUUCGUUUAUUUCAGAGGCAGCCUAAGGGGAGCUCCUCACAGGGGUAUCCAUGUCUGCUCUUCAAUGGGAAACCCAUCGAGGGUCUUCCCUUAUACACUUUUGUCCGCUCGAGGAAUUAUUUAUUUAAGGAAGGAGAGACCAGCAGUGAGCAGCCCCCCCACAAUGAUGACCCUUUCAUUUUGUUAAAGCUCAUACCAAAAUUCCUUUACUCGCGCUUUCUUUAUUUGUAUAAAUUUUUAAAAACCACAGAAGACUUAGUGAUGGCAAUUAAGUAUGUCUUUGACCAGGUCGAUGCCAUAUGCACCAAGCACAACUACGACAUUAACGAGAUGCUACGCAUUUGUGAGGAGAAAAACGUCAUGCGGAAGAGGCUACACAAAGUGGGCCACUAUGUACAUGACGACAAAAAGGAUUUUAAACAAGCACAUUCGAAGCAACCCGUGGAGGGAGCGCCCCCAAAGGAAAACAUAACCCCUGCCAACGUGGACCAGCGAGACGAACGAGACCAACGAGAUCAACUACACAUUUACAACCUCGUGAAGGAAUUCACUAAAGGAACGUUCAAUCCGUGUGUCAUAACCAAAUAUAAGAAAAUUGAAAAUUUCACAAACGUCUUCCCUAGCUUCCAUAACGAUUUUGACAAUUUUUAUAAAAAAAAAAUGAACCUGAAAUUGUAUGAACGAUAUAAAGUAGAUCCCACAUGGGUUCGAACCCAAUUUGAACAAACGAGAAAAUUACUCAUGCAAUGUGAGACAGAUGCAUAUAACCACCUGAUGCAGUAUCGGUACCCAUGUGAAACGUUGAGUGAAGAAGAGAGACAGAACCACAGGACGUUUAACUUCUGUGCAGUGGACUUGAUCAAUCAUCACAUUAAUGUUUUUAAAAAACCCAUGUAUGUCGUUUCUACCAUGGAGGGUACAGAUUAUAUUGAAUACACGCUUAAAUUAUUUGGAGUCAACAUUGCUAAUGAGGGGGAUUCUCACCUCUUGCGCAUCUUCGGUAAGGACUACAUGCAGAAGCGGAAACAAUCAGUAGGUGAGGGCGACUCCAACUCAGUCAUGAAGAAUUUAAAGCGGCUCUUAAAGUCACCCUACUUCGGAGGCAGACAGGCUUCUCUCCUUAAGAAUGGACUGCAGGGUGGUGCGCCGGAUGAUUACCUGUACGACCCAUACAACGUGGACCUGGAAUAUUUGAAGUAUGAGCAGAAGACGAAGAAAAGGGACUACCACUUUCUUAACCACAGGUACUACCUAGACAUGCUUAAGGAGAAGUGCAACUUGAUCAACUUCGUUAUUGAAAACCACCAUCGGGGCGAUGAAUCCAUUCAUAUAAUCGACCACAAGUAUGAAGACCUCAAUGCCAUGUGCAAUGAUAGCCGCUUCAGCCAAAAGGUGCGACUGUACCUUUGCGAAUGGGGUUACAACUCUUAUGCAGACCGACUCAAGGCUGUACAUAAUGAUCGCGUGAAAUCCUUCUCCCAAUCGUUUAAACUUGUAUUUUUGUGCUGCACGCCACAGGACAGCCCGCGACGGGAACACACCCACGGACGGGGUUUGCCCACCGACUUUUACACCAAGUUCAUGCUCAAGUACUUCCUCAAAAAGGGGCUCCUCAGCGGGAAGGAGACCGACACGUAG
This is a messenger RNA of Plasmodium fragile, 2280 nucleotides long. RefSeq lists its product as uncharacterized. NCBI's taxonomy places the organism in Eukaryota, Apicomplexa, Aconoidasida, Haemosporida, Plasmodiidae. The coding region runs from base 1 to 2280 and encodes 759 amino acids. The transcript has a single exon. The record is from RefSeq and is a predicted model, not a curated record.